GGAGUUUGCGCGGAUCUAUAAAAGCAGCGCAUCCAUUUCCCCGCACUAUAUAAAUCUUGGUCGAUAUUAAAUAUACAGGAUUAGGAUGACAAACGUUCAAAACUUGCACUUGCAGGGAAGGAGUUAUCCUGUAUAAAGGUCUGAUAUACCCUAUACAAUAUUCAAAGUUAAUGAAAAAUUAAAAACAAGCUGAACUGACCUUCUGCAGUUUAUCAUUGUUUAAUAAUUUGUCAGUAAAGAUUAUAAAGACAUGACUGUAGAUAAAGAUAAGCCAAAAAGACCUGCAACUUGGGUGUCAAUUACAUCCUUACUUUUAUAAUUUCGCGUUCUUAUGCUUGGCCGAAAAUAAUGCUUCGAUAGUGCUUUAUGGCCCAUCUGACGAGUCAACAAUCAUUAUAAUUAUAAUGACGGCCCGUAAACCGCACCACAGGGCAUAUAUAAAGCAGCUAAGUGAGAGAUUUCAAAUCAGUUCGUGAUAUACAGGCGCAAUAUGAUCAGAUUGUGGGCAAUAGUAGCUAUUCUAGCUUUGGGCUGUGCUGUGGCGCAAGAAGCGGAUGAGCCCAAGUGCGGAGUUUGUCAGAGCGGAAACGAUGCGCUCUGCGUCACGGAGACCUCAUAUUACAAUUGCUUUGGUGGUAACAAAUAUGGAAAUGAGAUUGAAUGCGAUGAGGGCUUCGUUUGCACCAAUGCCGAUUCCAUAUGCGUGAAGAAAACUGAACUCGAGGAACUCCCUGACUUAGUAAAUGUGUGUGGCAGCGGCUCCAGUGGCUGCGGGGUUUGCUCCACUAAUCAAAAGUACACCUGUGUCAGCAAUAAUCAAGCUGGACGUUGUAUUAAUGGCAAAAUAUCCGCCGUAGUUAAUUGCAAAGAGAAUGAGAUAUGUGUGGCUGACAUUGGAUUAACAGAUGUUUCCGUCUGUGUGCCACAGUGUGCGGCGGAUUAUUUCAAAAAGUCGCCCACCUGCAGUGAGGAUGUUAGCUACUCCACAACCACUGCGGCGCCAGCCACAACAAUCAGUCCAGCUGACCGAGUAGCCAUCUGCGCGAGGGAAUCAAGUGGAGUGACCACAUUGUUUUUCUAUGCUUAUGCCGAUACGUCAUGCAAGUCCGCCGUAUACUGCCAGCGGAACAGUCUUACCAGCGCCGAUUGGGUAACCUUGACAAGAACAUGCCCAUCCUCCACGCCGUACUUCGAUACGCGCACCAAAAAUUGCGUGGCUACCAAGCCGGCUAGUUGUCCCCAAUAGUCCCAAUAAGAAAUUUCAGUCCCAUAAACAUUUGCUAUUCAAUAAACAUUUGCUAUUUAAUUCAUGAA
This is a messenger RNA of Drosophila virilis, 1314 nucleotides long. RefSeq lists its product as uncharacterized. The record is from RefSeq and is a predicted model, not a curated record. Lineage: Eukaryota; Metazoa; Arthropoda; Insecta; Diptera; Drosophilidae.